AUGAACUUCCUUCGAAACCGUUUGCCGGCGCCCAGGCAAGACUUGCUUUCCAAGCAAGCCCGCCAACAGGGAACCACAGACUCAGCCUUCCUACCUUCGCGAAUCUCCGAACUCUCCAAGGAGUCUCCGAGCUGGUACAAGUCGGCAGCUCGACGACAGCUCUACUUUUUACUAUUCCCAGCUUGUGUUGUAUCCUAUGCAACAUCUGGAUAUGAUGGAAGUAUGAUGAACUCCUUGCAGACUGUCUCGUACUGGGAUGACUUCUUUGACAACCCACGAGGGUCUCAGCUCGGACUUAUGAGCGCCAUCAUGGCUCUUGGAAGUAUUUGCUCCACUCCUAUUGCUCCUUGGGUUGCCGAUAAAUUCGGUAGAAGAUGGGGAAUCACUGUUGGUAGCAUCAUCAUGAUUGCGGGUGCUAUCAUCCAGUGUGAGAGUGUCAACUUUGCCAUGUUCGUCAUUAGUCGAUUCAUCUUGGGUUUCGGUCUCUCGUUUGCAACAACUGCAUCUCCGAGUAUGGUCAGUGAGCUCUCUCAUCCGAGGGACAGAGUCACAAUCACUGCUAUCUGCAACACCUGUAUCAUCCAACUGUCGACUAUCUGGUUCCUUCCCGAGUCACCCCGAUGGCUCAUCUCGAACGACCGCGGUGACGAAGCCCUUGAGGCCCUUACACAAUAUCAUGGAGAGGGUGUGCGAACUGAGCUGGUAGAGUUGGAGUACGAGGAGAUCCGGGCGGCUAUCGAACAAGAGAAACUAUCCGGUAACACAACUUGGAAGUCCAUGGUCAGCACCAAAGGUAACCGCUAUCGAAUGUUCCUUGUCAUCUGCAUGGGUCUGAUGUCUCAAUGGUCUGGCAACGGACUCAUCUCUUACUAUCUCUCCCGAGUCAUGGAUACGGUCGGAAUUACGGAUAAGAAAACCCAGGCUCUCGUCAACGGCCUCAUCAACAUCUGGAACUGGGGUCUCGCCCUAACCAGCGCCAUGUUCGUCGAUCGCGUCGGCCGCCGCCCGCUCUUCCGAAUUUCCACAAUUGGUAUGCUCUUGGUCUUUACCGGAUGGACCAUUGCCUCGGCACGUUUUGCAGAAACAGAAGCCAAGUCUGCGGGUGUUGCCGUCAUGGCCCUCAUUUUCGUCUACGAAAUCUUCUACUGCAUGGCCUUUUCUCCUCUUCCCGUUGCAUACUCUGUCGAGAUUCUUCCAUACUCGAUCCGUGCCAAAGGAAUGGGUGUUUACGUACUGGCAACAAAAUGCGCUGUCUUUGUGAACCAAUACGUCAACCCAGUUGGCCUGGAAAAUAUUGGAUGGAGAUACUACAUUGUCUACGUUGCGGUUCUGGUUGUGGAAAGCUUCAUCGCAUAUGGCUGGUUCCUUGAGACCAAAGGCAAAGCUUUGGAAGAAAUUGCUGUUAUCUUUGACGGAGAUGCUGCGGAUGUUACUAGGGAUAGCACUAUCAAGUCGCAGGGAUUUGUUAGUGAGAUGCCUGCUACCUCUGAGCACGAGGACAUUGAUAGAAAGGUCUAA
Messenger RNA from Fusarium graminearum PH-1, 1518 nucleotides. RefSeq lists its product as uncharacterized. The record is from RefSeq and is a predicted model, not a curated record. Gene Ontology annotation, molecular function: carbohydrate:proton symporter activity. The transcript is spliced from 4 exons. The coding region runs from base 1 to 1518 and encodes 505 amino acids. Lineage: Eukaryota; Fungi; Ascomycota; Sordariomycetes; Hypocreales; Nectriaceae. Gene Ontology annotation, cellular component: membrane. Gene Ontology annotation, biological process: transmembrane transport; carbohydrate transport.